GCCUCAUCAGUGGAAAAUUUCCAAAAAUUUUUGAUCUUGGUAACGAUCUUUUCACAGUUAUGAUUGUAGUAAAGUGCGAAUUUGAACUAACCGCAAUGAAAAUGAUUCCUUGAAAAGAAUCGAAGCUGAUGGAUAAAUUCAUUAGAAAAACUGAGUAACCAUAGAUGGAGUUACUUGCAAUGAACUGAUGUGAUUCUUAUCGACUGAUGGUUUUUACUGGGAAGUUUUUUGCUAGGAUGUGAUUAAAUUUUGUUCUGUUAAUUUAUCAUUAAAUCUACUUGAUUUCUGUUUAGUUAAACUUAAUUUCCAUUAAAUCGUCAUGUUUUUGGUCCUUGUUACGUGUUUUCUUCCAAGGAAAAUAAACAAUUGAAACAAUUUAUCACCGAUUGAUUAUGUGAAUGAAAAUGACCAAAAGGAGAAAUGAUGAAGCUGAAGAAGAGAAGGAAUCAAUUCCUUUACCAAUACAAACCUUCCUUUGGAGACAAACAAGUCCUUUCAUCAGACCCAAAUUUGGUAAACAACAAGAUGCUUUGGCUAUGGAACAACGAGAAGCAUGUAAAUCGUUUGAAAAGGUUCUCGUUCAGAACAUACAAUUUGGUCUAUCACCAAGUCUAACCGAUGCUAUUAAAAGUAUCUCAAGAUGGAAACUUAUUCAAGCCUCUUUGCCUCAUGUGAUGCAUUGUUGCUCAGCUUUACUUUACAAUCGGAAGAACAGCAGCCUCGAUAAACUCGGUGCAGCGGAGACCAAACUGUUGUACACCUUACAUUGGAUUGUCCUCGAUGCGGCUGAAGAAUGUGCUGAUGCUGAAGCUGAACAAGGAAUCAAUCGUCCGGUUGACCAUUAUCUUCUUCCAAUAACAACAAUUGAGCUUUUUGUUUACCUUUUCUCUCCUCUCAUCACUUACCUUAAAAAUUCAGACUUUCUUACAAGCUUUCGGCUGGAAAAUGGACACAAAUUGUGGGGUCCAUUGUUUAACUAUCAGCAUCCAGAUAUCCCAAGUUUUGUUGCUCAGGUCAAACCCAAACGGAAUAUACUUCGAGCCUCACGGUUUGAAGGUAAAUUCCGACCCAAGUUCGGUGAUGUUUUCAUUGGAGCUGAUGAUAAAAUCGAAAGAGGUAACAGGCUGCAAGUAAAACGAACUGAAAAGUUAACUAGUCCCGUCCAUGGAUCUAAAUACAAUGAAGCAAUGGGUAGAUCAUCAAUCCCACCAUUAGCUUCCAAAGAGAAUGCUCAUGACGAUAAAAGUGAGAUACGAAAGGAAAUCGAUGGAAUUGAGAACAAACGUUUAUUAGAGCCUAUGAUGGCCACAUAUCUCGAUGUUGCGACUUUAAGGUGUCUAUUCACAUCCCAAUGGUUAGAAGAGGGUAUUCAUUGGAGUCUCAAUUAUUUCAUCAAAAGACUCAAAAGUAUUCAGAAACAGAUCAACGAAUUAGAUUAUCAGCGUCCUCGAAGUUCAUCUCUUCCUAUUCAAAGUAUAAGUUUGUUCAAUUAUGGUCUUGAAAGUUCGAUGAAGAUUGAAUAUUCGGGAGCAAAUUAUGAUCCGUGUUUAUUUCCGACCUGUUUAACCUCUUCCAGUCGAGUGGCUUCAUUUGCAGAGCUACGACGAUCUUCAUUCAGUGGUAUUGGUCUUAAUUGGGGUGAUUCAGGGAAUGGAAGCUCAGGUGGAGGCGGAGGUUGUGGUAAUCUAGCUAAUUCUAACUCUAAUUCUAAUACUUCAACUGGACUGUUUCGUGGAUCGUUAAUACGAGGUGUCUCUGGAGGCUCAAAAAGACAAAAAACCAGAGAAACACCAAAAAAUAUAGUCGAGUCAACAAGUAGCAUUAAACAUCACAAUGAUCAAUCAAACGAGCAAUCAUUUUCGCCUUAUCUUCAUCAUACUUCAAAUUCAAUUCAACGGAAGAAUAAUCAAUCUCUGGGAGAUAAAUCACCGUCGAUUAAUCAACAUUCUGUUGGUAAGAAACACGAUGGAAAAAAACCUCACCCACCUCGACCUAAAUCAGCUCUCGGGUUCCAUGGAGAAUCAGAUUCAACCAAAGAUUCUAAAUGGUGUAAACUUAAGUUCGAGCUGAUUCGAGGCAAGAGUAUGCCUUCACUUCAUUUAUUUGAUUCCGAUAAACAUGGUUCAGAUUCACCGAGUUUAGAGAAAGUUUCACAUUUAUUUGAUUCGAAACUUUCUUUCAAACGAGUAACAUCAAUUGGAGGAAUGAAUCUUAAUCUUGGCGAUCGAGGAGGAGGUGAAAGUACUAGUGCGACAGGUGAGACCAGUGGUAAUGUUGGUCAGUGUACAUUCAACGUGCCCAAUCCAAUCAUUACGGUUACCGAACACUCACCUGUUGCAUCGGUCCAGUUCUUUAUUAAUCAAGACACUAAUGAUAGUAUACGAGAAGAUGAUCGAUCUGGAUUUGGAGGGCGAUCUAUUUGUUAUCCACCUUGUAGACAAUAUUCAAUAACUCGAAGUCAAACCGAUUCUAAUAUAACUUAUUUUACUGAUCCAUCAAACGAAGCGCCGGGAUCAGUUCAUUAUAUCGCUCGUUCAGGCCAAUUAAGUUUACUUGUGAUCUUGAAAGCUGUCCACUCGGUCAGUUUACGUGAUAAUGUUUGCUCUAAACGCGUUUGUGAGGGUAUUAUUAGUAUCCUUGAUUCACUUAUAACGAUGGGUUUACUUCAUAAUUAUAAUGCACCUGAUCCACCCGAUAUGUUAACCAGUACCUUUGAUGGAUCACCUAAUACAAUUCAAAAGUUAAAACUGACCUCAAGUGAGGAGCUCAAUGUUUAUCAAAUUUUUUUGGACACAGUGUUGAAAGUUUACCGUAAUCUUGGAUGUCCAUACUCUUGUCAUGAAGGUCACACUUCGGGUCAAUCAGAGUCUGGAAGAAAAGAAAUUGUUGACAUGUUAACGCUCCUUUAUCAUACUAGUGAGACCGAAUUCAACGAUUUUCUCAAGGAUAUGGUCGUUCGUCGGCCACUUCAGGAAGUUAUCGACACUUUUCAUGCUUUUCUUGGCUUUUGCUCAGAACGAUCUCCAAUUAUUUCCCCCAAUAGCUCAACUCGAAACCGACCGGUCAAUGGCUUAUGCAGUGGACUCUCAACUGGACCCGCACUAUCAACUGGUGGACUCUCAGCUCACUUAGGUAACCAUGUAAAUAAAGAGCAUGGACGAACAGGGUAUGCGAAUAAUUUUGGUGCAGGAUUCAAACGAAUAGGAUCAUCUGGAGUCGAAGGGGUGAUUAUCGGUUGUGUAUUCAAUUCCUUGAUUACUCGACUAGGGAUGGAAAAAGAGCUGAAAGCCCAAGAAAAUAUGUCCAUGUAUUGUGAUAUAAGGCAGUUAAUUGGUUACAUUCGAGACAAUCAUGGAGGUACAUUUCGACGAGUGGCCUUAAGUGGCCUUUUAGAGAGUCUUGAAAGUGUCACUACUCGUAAUAAAUCAGCUUUUGAAUCUGGUCGACCUCUUCCAGGUCGAUCAGGUACUUUAGGGAAAACAAGUGGCAGUGAACCGGAUGUUGGUUCUGACCUCAGAACUGCAUAUACACCAAGUCCUUUCAUGUUCACUGGAACUCCAAUUGAAACUGUGGAAAGUGAGAAACACUCAUCUAAUCGAAAGUCUUUCUUUCGCAAAAAGAAUAGUAAUGUCGGGAUUAAAAAAGCUCCAAGUAAUCAAAGUAUUGUCGAUGAAUAUCCCAACUACACAUGGCCUGGUGGAGGUACCGGCGCUGGAACUAAUACUGUAAAUGCACCAAUUUCUGUAGGAGGUGACGGAGGAAGUGGAAUUGGUGGUGUUAAUUUGGGAACAUCAAACAACCUUCCUUCGAGUCACUCAAGUACACCCGCCUUACUUAAAAUAAACAGAUCAGCCUCACCUCGAAUGAGUAUCACUGAUGACGAUCUAUUGUCUCAGAAAUCAAGCAAAAUGCCCGUCGGACAAAUGGAUAAUAAAAACGAAUUCAAUCUAGUCAACUGGUUAAAAGGGGAUCGAUCGGGCAAAGGCGUUUGUGUGGGAACAGGUCAACCCGAAGGUUUUCUUCACCAAUCAGAGAUUCAAUCUUCUGGAUUAGGAAUAAUCUCAAACUGUAGCCAAGGACCAAGUGUAUUAGCUGGACCGAUUAGUGCCUUAUACAACGAAAGCAUCCUCAAUGUAUCUGCGAAUGGUGAUAAACUUUCUCGUCGAUCAAGUUUUCAAAAUCGAACACCGAAAAUGGUUGGAAAAUCAGCCAGCCAUGUUGGGUCAACAUUUCUGAAAGCUCGUAAGCGAAUGGAAGAUCAGUUCAAAAAUGUUUUUGGUAAAGGAAAAAAUAAGCAAGGAAGUUUCGAAGAUAAUCUGGACACACUUAAAAGAAGGGACUCAUUUGAAAUGGAAGGAAACUAUCGAGCCGAAGAGACAAUUUCUUAUCGAGAUAAUCGAUUGAUCUGUAUGCCAGCGAUUCGUAAUGGGAUGAUUAAGUUUUCUUUUCUUUUGGAAACCUGUGCACCAGGAACGCUUCCUGAUCCACCAUUAAUUGCCGCCGUUCUUGAUAUUAAGGCUCCCGUUUUGGCUCGAGCUGCUUUCUUUCUUGAAUGUGCUCAUUUCGUCCAUAGGUGCAACAAAGGUUCGUGGCCAAGUUGGAUGAAGUUGAACUUUCCCAUCUUUCGACCUGGAACUGCCAAAAGUGGUUCUGGGUCAUGUCUACGUGAUAGAGCUUCCCAAAGUCUUCAUCGAAAUGCUGGACGAAUGUUUUAUCUUUGGGCAGAAGCGCUGGGAGCUCAUAUUGAAGAGAUAAUUUUCAAUGAGAAAAAUGUCUCGAAAGAUGACGAAUCCAAUGCGAAUUUGGACGAAAAUAAGAGAAAACAAUUUCGAAGUGAAGAUGAAAAUGAAGAAUUUCUCAUUGAAUCGACAACCGUUGGUCAAACUGGUAACGAUUGUCCAUUCUCAUUGAAAAUGUCCGCUUGCUGUCUGCUUCUCGAAAUAACCACUUUUCUUAGAGAAACUCAUCAGUAUUUACCCAAUCGUGCCUCGAAAUCAUCGAUAAGACAGCCUAGCACAUUUGAAACUCGAACCAUGACCGCUAAUAGACGUUGGUCAAUGGCCUUGUCCAGUCUUGGCUUCAGUCAAACUUCAGCUCACAGUCUAAUGUCCCUUGCUGAGCAAAACUAUGGUCAACCGCUUCAUGGAGGUGAACGGAGGAUUAGUUUUGUAUUACAUGAGGCCGAUGGUGAAAAUAAUUCUGAUCACAGUAGUAAUACAACUGUUACUGGGACAGAAGGUGAUCAUACCGGUCAAGGAGUGAAUAACGGACCAGGAGCUGGGAACUUUAAUGAACCAACAAAAUCACUGAAAAGAUCAUCUCAAAGCUCUAGUCAGGCAGUUCGACCAAAUCUACUUCGUCGUGCAACUGGAACAGCGUCAAACAGUCCACACAAUGGAAGCUUCAAACGUCGAAGUAUAAAGUUAAAACGAAAUCAAGCUGACCGGCGACCUAAAAGAGCAUCAACGAUGGUACCUGAAGAUGAUGAAGAUUCCGUUGGGUUAACUAGCAAUUUAAUCCAGAGAGCGGAUAGUUUGAAGUCAAGACGAAAAGUGAGCGGAAUCUCAGAGAAAAGUGAUACAAGUGAGAGAGCAGAUGUGAGCGGUGAAGAAUCGCCUGGUGUGAUGUCCGAUGAUGGACAAAACUGUGACCCUAGUGAUAUGUUAUCAGCUGAUGACACGGAGAUAACUCAUAAUAUGCCUUGGCUUAAAGUCAUCAUCAAUGUCAUCAACUCUCUUGAUUUUGAAUGUAGUCAUAAAAAUAACUGUACAGUCAAUUGUUACCAUCGGUCAAUGAGAUCAUGUUCGAAGUUGAUUAAGGUGAUCAGAAAAGUUUACGAGGAACCAAAUGAUACCCCUUCUCUCGAGACCAUAGUUAAAGUUAUCGAUGAUAAGGAAGAUGCUCUUAAAAAGGAGAAGAAAUUUAAGAAAAUCAUCACUGGACCAAGUUCACCAUUGAGACGGAAAUUGAGCUCAUCUCAUAAUGCCGACCGAUAUGUAGAUAGAGAUAAUUUUUUCAAGACUCAUUCUUUGCACAGUUCAACUGGAUUUUUGUCCCAUCACGAUGUUGAAGCGGGAACAGGAUCAGGUUGUGCUGACCCUUGGAAACGAUUUGGUUCAGAUAAAUUGACUUGUCAAUCUAAUCCAAGUUUGAUUUUCAUCAACAAUCAUGUUAAAAAUUUAUUCCACACUUCGAUUUCAGCGCUGAUUAAAGGGUUUCUCAAUCUAUCGUCACCAUCAAUAAAUUCACUUCUUUCAUUGUCAUGGAAAAUGAUUCUCGAGACUGAUCAAGAUGUUCGAGCUUCGUGUUCUGUUGCAUUCAUUAUCUCAGCAGUUAGAAGUCCAGAUUAUGCUUCGAAGUUACUUGCUGACGAAUUAUCGUCUGAAGAUCCUUCCAAUAGAAUCAAAGCAAUUAAUAAAUUCUACGCUAUUUGGAGAGCUCGUCACCAGUGCUGGCAACGGAUGGAAGAAGGGGCUCACUUGACAUUCAAAGUGCCUCCGCCGGUGAUUGAGUUCACGUUGCCGUCACCGAAAAUUGCAUUACCCACCAUGCCAGUAGCCGAUCCACCUUGGAUGCCACCGACAAAGUCAAAAGGAGAAGUGACAAUAAGUCAAGAACAAGUUUUACAAAAGUCUUUUGUCACUGCGACCAAAACACGUCGAAAACAGCAAAUUGAAUUAGUUCACAAGGUCCUACAAGAUGAAGAGGCCAAACUUCGUGAAGAACGAGAAAGUUAUCGCAUAUCAUCAAUACCAACAUGCAAUGAAGCAGCUUACGAACCAGCACUUUUCAGAGCCGAUGAACCAGAAGAGGGCGAUGAAGAUGUCGCCAUUGAAAAACCCGCUUCGCACCACAAACAAGUAGCUCAAGCAAUAUUUCCUUCUUGUCUUUGCUCAGCAGCCAUCACAAUAAUUAAUCUACUCAAUGAUCCUCAGGUCAGUUGCACGGGAUCCGCAAUAUACGAGGUUGCAUACAAAGUGGUCUGGCAUUGUCUCGUUGAAGACACUUCUCUUUUCCUUCGCCAUCUAUUUGAAAAACUUACCCGUGAAGGUCAACAGAUGAUCUUUCAGAUACUUCGUCGUCUAAUCCGUUUCAUGCCUCGACUUCCCGCUCAAGCAGCUUACACUUUGUACAAUUACCUCAUCGGUUUCAUUAUGUUUUAUGUUCGUUCACCAAUCGAAGGAAGUCAAGAAAUGAUUGGCACAACUCUGUCGGUUCUUUGGCUCGUGAUACCUUCAGUUCACGGACUAUUCCUCAAAGAUCUGAAACAAGUUCUUCGAAAAGAACAAUGUGAUGCCACUCUUCUAAUAACUGCAAACGUUCCAAGUGCUAAAAAGGUUAUCGUCCACAGCAAUGAUGCUGCCACAAUUCCUUCCCAAUUUCCUAUUCACGAAGAUACACAAUUUUAUCAGGUUCUUAUCGAUAGUUUAGAUACAAUGAAUAUUGACUUAUCUCUUGUAAAUGAAUAUUAUCUUGUGGACACAAAAACAAAUCAAAUGCAUAAUUUAAAUGCCUACGUUCGAGAUUUUUAUUUCUUCAAACGAUCUCAAUAUCCACAAUUAUCGUUGGUACGAAUGAAUCCAAAUGAAGCCUACGAAAAACUUCAGGAUCAAGCAUUCAAAUUGCAAUUUGUGGAACUUGGAAAGACUUUAAUGAGCUUAUCAAUCGUUAAAUCUCAAUAUCUGGCAAUACAAAGGGUUUUGUUUCUCCAUGAAGAAUUGAUGAAAUUACCUGCAUUUCCCCGUAAGGCUCUGGAGGCUAAUUUCAAUUUGUACAAAGGUUCGAUGGGUAAACAAAUGCUUGGAAUGGACACUUUACAUAAAAUUGUUUGGGUCAAACUGGUCAGUCGAAUGUUGGAAGUUACCUCAGGAUUUUUCGCCCAAUCAGCUGAUAUUCAUUUGUUUCUUAAUGUGGUCAAUGGAGGUUUAGUCCUUCAUUGUGAAGACGCGGCUGUCCUAAGACUCUCAAUGGCCACUUUUCUAAAUGCUGCUCAUCAAUAAAAUAUCUUCUCAACCAAUGGCUACUUAUUAAUUAUGCCAACUCUCCUUCGUAUUUAUUCAAAUCAUCAGACCAAUGGUUUACUUUGUCGAACCAUCGAAUUUGUUUGUAAACAGUUUUACAUCUUACAUAGAAAACCUUUCAUACUUCAGAUGUUCGGAAGUGCCGCUCCGAUCUUGGACAUUGAUAGUACAACAUCGAUCGGUGAUGCUUCACAUCCAGCCAAAGCAUUUUUUCAGCUUCUUCAGUCGCUUGGUCAAUAUAUUGUUGACCCGUUAGAUAUACUUGAACUUGUAGAUACAGAGAAACCAUUGAAGGCUCUGGAUUUCUGCUACCAAAUGGACCCAGAAGCCUUAACUAUCUUGGAUGCAGUUUCACUGUGCGUAACUGUUGCCGCUUAUGCCGCUGAUUCGCAGCGUGGACAUCAAAUGUUGACGAUUCUGGAAACGAUACUCCCUUUAUUCAUGAAACAUAUGCAAAAUCUUACAAUGAAAAAAGAGACACCCGGUGGACCAAAAACAGAGCUUCAAAUGAUUCAUAACAUUUCUGUUUGUAUCAAAACACUUAUUCGCAAUUGUGAAGCUUUGACAAGGAAUUUUACUGGACCCCAACGAGCGAUUGAUCUCAGAGGUUCGAGUAUGAAAAAUACUUCACGAGGAGCUUAUUCUCCUCCAAUUGAUGUAGACGAAGAUAGUCAUUCAAAGUUUAUGGGUGAAAAUUAUUUUCCAACUCGCUCUCGGCAACAACAUGCUGACGAAGAUGCUGAUACAAUAAGAGCUGAUUUUCGGCGUCCCCGAGAUACUUUGCUUAAUAUAGUUACUGAAUUUUUGACUCGAUCAGCGAUUCGUUUAGCUGAUUUGAGUAAGAAAGUUCCUGAUUUACAUCAGAAAAAUUCGUCAUACGAGUUGCUGGACGUAAAAUGUCACCUUCGAUUAGCUGAAGUUGCUCAUUCUCUACUCAAAGUUAGUCCCUAUGAUCCACAAACAAUGGCCUGUCGGGGGUUAGUUCGUUAUAUGAAUGAAGUUUUGCCAAACUCUGAAUGGCGUCAGGAAUCAAUGAGACCAGCGUUGAUUAUGAUCUUACGUCGAUUAGAUAAAAUGUUUAAUAAAAUCGCAAAACAAGGGGCAGUCAAACGACUAACUGAUUGGGAAGCAGCUAAAAGAUUAUUGAAAGGAGUUUAUUCAACAUUCAUUAAGCAUCCAUAUAUUGUUCAUCUACCUCAUCUUAAAUCAUUAAUUGCUGUUGGCCAGAAUAUCAUCUUGGGUGAUUCUGGUAAUUCUGGAAUAAUUGGUGAUAAUAUUCCAAGUCAAUCAUCAUGGGCCAUGGCUCUGUCACAAUCUCCCCCUCCUGGAUUCUGUUCAGUUGCAGUCCGUCUGAUUGCAAUGCAAUUAUUACAAUUAGGUGAAACGCAAACACUUGAGACACUUUGUUCGGGAGCAUUUUCGAGUCCAGAAAAGACAGAAAUCUAUUUAUUGAACAUGAUCUAUCCGAUGUGUAUUCGAAUCUCUGGUGGACUCAACAAUUUGCCCAAACUUCGUCCCUGUGAUAUAACUUUUAUACUUUCUGUAAUACUCAACUCACUCAAUCCAUCUUCAUCUAAACCUGGAGGUGGAAGUGGAUCCAAAUCAGCUGAAUCUUCAUCUCUACUCUCUAAUCCCGCUUUUCAACCAUCACUUCAGCAAAUCGGACUUUUGGGUCUGAAAAUAAUGAUUGUUUGUUUCGAGAGACAAUUGUCAAAUGAUUGGUAUCGAAUUGCUCGUUGUAUUCGUGAAAAUGCCAAUAAGAACUUGAAAGGUGUCACUUUCUGGAACUUCAUCGAUUUUGUUGUUACUCAUCGAACUCCUCUUUUCGUUUUACUUCUUCCUUUAAUUCGUUACAAACUGUUACAAAAAAUAUGUAAUUAUGAUCAAGAAUAUUUUUAUCAACACCAAAUCCGUUGUAAAUUAGAAGGCCAAAAUAUGCCUCAUUGCCGCAGUCGAGGUCAACUAUUAGUCUGUCUUUUUGCUGAGCUUCGUGGUCUCAAAGAAGAUCUUGUCGCGAAAAAGAUGGGAAUUGAUGAGAAAACAAAGUCUUCUCAUGGGAUUGGUCAUCGUCCCAGUUUCACUUUACCUUCAUCCCUUCACCCUGGGGUAGCAAGAGGUCAACCAGCAGCUUCUUCAUCUCAAGCUUCAGCAGAAGAGGCAUCAGAUUAUACCGUUGAUAGUCAAUCAGGGACAGUUACUAGUCAACCAAAGCGUCCGUCGUUAUUGCGAGGACUAAGCUUUCGCAUUGAUCGAACCAAUUUGAAUAGAGGAACGAGUGUUAAACUUCCAGUAGAAAACAAUGACAAAGGAAAAUUAUUUGAUCGAUUUAUUCGUCGCACUAGUUACCCUUCUAACCCAGUAGAAACAGGAACAAAAAGUGAAAAACCAGAAGAAAAGCCGGAACAAACACAAUCAGAACCUCGACUGUUCCGUAAAUCUACAGCUGAAGCAAGAAAAUUGGCAAACAGACGGGAACAGAUGAAGAAAAAUAAUGAAAGCAAUAGUUUAGAAGAUGAAUCAAGUUCGAGAAAAGAAGACGAGAAAUCUGAAAGUUCUGAUCAAGACGCAAGUAAAACUGGCUUGAUUUCAUCUGAAAUUGAAGAUCCUGAUCGACCUAAACAUAGAUUACAACGUCAAAAAGCUCAAAGUAGGAAAACAUUUCGCUUUCGAAAAUCACGUAAAGGUGCUGGUUUUCUGCAUUCGUCCAACGAAACUGAUGGAACAACAGAAUCAAGCAAAGGCGAUCCAAUAUUAACUCCAACAACAAGACUGUUAACAUCAUCCGCAUCGUUACGAAUAAAACCAGUGUCAAGAGUAAUUACAUCAAUUGCAACCUCCAUUACCCCACCAACAACGCCGACUUCAUUAACAAGCCAAUCGUCAACAACCAUCCCAAGUCUGUCCAAGAAGCAUGAGAAGAAAAAAGAUGGUGACUUAAAUUCAUCAUCAAGCAAAAAUUUUGAUAACAGUGGAAACGAUGAAAAUCUUGUUAUCUUGGAUAAACUAACCUCCAUCCAAUCCGAUCAUGUGUAGAGCAAAUUAUUGAUCAACUUGAGCAAAUCAGUCUAUUUCCAAAGCUAAACCAUGAAACUGUGAACUUAUCAACUGUUGUCCAAGAGAAAUUAUUACACAAUCAAUUCGACAAUUAAUACAAAAAGGCCAAACAAAUAUCUAUCGAUUCGCAACAAAACGCAACAAGAUUAGGAUCAAACAAAUAUAAUGUACUUAGUCAAACAUUUUCUGUUUAAUCAACUUUCCAAUUAUUAUCGCAUCUUCCUUAUUCAAUGAGCCAAAAUUACAAUUGGCUAUUGUACGUCCCAAAAACUAGCAACGAAAAAAAAUCAUCUAUUAAUAAUAACAAAUACAAAUUUUCAGUUA
Panonychus citri (citrus red mite) is the source of this 11399-nucleotide messenger RNA. RefSeq names its product protein unc-80 homolog (gene unc80). Gene Ontology annotation, molecular function: monoatomic cation channel activity. Gene Ontology annotation, biological process: monoatomic cation homeostasis. NCBI's taxonomy places the organism in Eukaryota, Metazoa, Arthropoda, Arachnida, Trombidiformes, Tetranychidae. Gene Ontology annotation, cellular component: axon; cation channel complex. The record is from RefSeq and is a predicted model, not a curated record.